Messenger RNA from Purpureocillium takamizusanense, 1238 nucleotides. It is a transcript of the gene MAD2, whose product is annotated as Mitotic spindle checkpoint component mad2. The transcript is spliced from 6 exons. Bases 174 to 923 code for a protein of 249 amino acids. NCBI's taxonomy places the organism in Eukaryota, Fungi, Ascomycota, Sordariomycetes, Hypocreales, Ophiocordycipitaceae. Gene Ontology annotation, biological process: mitotic spindle assembly checkpoint signaling. Gene Ontology annotation, cellular component: kinetochore; cytoplasm; nucleoplasm. The record is from RefSeq and is a predicted model, not a curated record.
CGUCAAUCCAUCCAUCCAUCCAUCGACCAUCUCCAUCCCCAAGUAAACAAAAAAAAGAAGCGUCACCUCUUUUCGCAUCCCAGCCUUCGAUCACCCAGAAUCCAUCCUCCGCCACAACUCCCGCCGCCGAGCCGAAUCGAAUCCCGCAACACCCAUCCGUCCGCCAUCCAGCCAUGUCAUCCAAAGAGGCGUCGUCCUCCUCCACCAAGGAUAAGGACAAGGAUAAGUCCAAGGUGCACAAGCUCUCCCUCAAGGGCAGCUCGCGCCUCGUCGCCGAGUUUUUCCAAUACUCCAUCCAUACCAUCCUCUUCCAGCGCGGUGUAUACCCAGCCGAGGACUUUACAGCCGUCAAGAAAUAUGGCCUCAACAUGCUUGUCUCCGCCGACGAUCAGGUCAAGGCGUACAUCAAGAAGAUCAUGUCCCAGCUCGACAAGUGGAUGGUCGGCGGCAAGAUCUCCAAGCUCGUCAUCGUAAUCACCGACAAGGACACGGGCGAGCACGUCGAGCGGUGGCAGUUUGAUGUCCAAAUCUCCCAACCGCCCCCAAAGUCCAAAUCGUCCAAGUCCGCGCCCAAACCCUCCGCCGUCGCCGCCGCCGCACAACAAGACCAAGAGAACUCGUCCUCCGCGGCGGGGACGUCGGCAGCGGCGCCACCUGACAACAAGACCGAGGCCGAGAUCCAGGCCGAAAUCGCCGCCAUCUUCCGCCAAAUCACCGCCUCCGUCACCUUCCUGCCCCAGCUCAGCGGCGACUGCACCUUCAACGUGCUCGUCUACGCCGACGCCGACUCGGACGUGCCCGUCGAGUGGGGCGACUCGGACGCAAAGGAGAUUGCAAACGGCGAGCACGUCCAGCUCCGCGGCUUCAGCACCGCGAACCACCGCGUCGACACCAUCGUGAGCUAUCGCCUAGGCGACUCGUGACCGCCGGCGGCGUGAUGCGAGGGGGUAGGUAGGGUGGACAGUUCGUGGGGAGGGUAUUGACCGGCGGGACAGCGUUGGGACCAUGGCACGUAUGGGGCGGGCGGUAGAUGGGACUACCUGGAAGGCGUUUUGGCGGAUGAAAUCUUCUCGGCAUAUCAAAUCUCCUUUGGCACACGGGGCCUCACUUCUUGAUACGGCACAUCCACGCAUACUGACUGACUUGGAUUGGUUCCGUUGCCUACCUUGAUACUCCAUGUCUGACCGUCGGUCUCUGCGUCGGCCAACUGUGACAAAACAACCCCACACGCCCUCGUU